AUGUCGGCCGACAGCCCGGGACAGAAGCAGGGCUUCCGGUCCAUGUUCGCCAAUGCGCUGCGCCCCAAGAAAUCCCGUCAAACCCUCCGGAAGGGCAGUCGAUCGACGACCGACCUGCGGCUGGCCGCACGUCCCAGCGUCGACGAACCGCCUCCGAUGCCGGAUCUCGCACCUUUGCAGGCGCAUCGUGAGAAGUAUAAGCAGAUGCACGCGAAUGUCGAUACGCAAUUGGGUGAACGCCGCGACUAUACUACUAUCAUUCACUCGUUGGGCUUGUUGGAUCCGGACGAUGGGUACGGGCCUGCGGGGGAGAAUAAUGAGCAUCGGGAACCCGGGGAGGGGGAUAUAAUGAAGUUGCCGCCGAGGCUGUGGGCUCGAAUUGCUUGGUAUCUGAAUCCUGCUGAUGCGGCGAGCUUGGCGAUUGCGACGAUUACGCUGUACCGUCGUUUGGGACCGAGGUAUUUCCUGGCUCUGGAUGCGACGCAGAACUACGAGCAUAAGCUUGAGUUUCUGAUACGGAUUGAUCAAUCGCUUCCGCACCACUUGCUCUGUUUCCCAUGCGCACGAUACCAUCGGCGCACGCAGGAGGGCCAGGAACGUAUCAAGCCCUCGCAUGUUAUCAACCCGCUAUUCAACUGUGCCAAUGCGUAUAACGCGUUGAACCCGCCACCACGACAUCGCAUCACCCAGGGCAGGAUGCUUCCAUUUUCAUUUGUUCAGCUCGUGAUGCGCUCGCGAAGAUUCGGUCCGAAAUACGGUAUUCCCGCGGAGGAUAUGGGUCGGCGCUGGCAACGAGACGGGUGGUCAUUUAGCUCACGCUUUCACAUCCAUGAUGGCCGACUCUUGAUGAAAGUUACCAGUCAGACUUUCGCGGCACCAGAUCUCCCGCCAUCGUCACAGCGACUACUUCUUUUCUCUCGUGACGACUACUGGCCCUACUUCUCCGCCUGUGCGCACUGGCGCGACGGCGAACUAAUGCCCGCCUGCAAGUGUGCGCUCGGUCAUAUCCCCAGCCCGAGGCAAACGGGUGGCCUCCAGGGAGUGGAGCAUAAAGUCAAGGAUCGGUGGAAGGGGCAGCACUUCGACCCGAAUUCCCUAACGACCCUUUGCGGAUUCUGUCGGCCCAUGCGUCGCUGUCCCGAGUGUCCAACAGAAUAUCUCAUCGAGGUAAAACUUUCCGAGGACCGCAGUGACCCGCGCAGUGUCAUGUUUAAGCAGGCUAUUGUCGUGACACGCUGGACUGAUUUGGGCGAUGGCACAAGUCCCCAUGUUCCGGAGUGGGGUGCUAUCAAUGGACUACGCGACGACUACGAUGCAUUCCACCAUCCGCACUAUGCAAAACGUGGGAUCGCGAGUAUUUUCGAGGCCGCUUUCACUGCCGAUGCGCUUCCUGGCCAACGAGUAAUCUCUCUCAAUCCUCAAAAGAAAAAGUUGGGUGAGAAAGGAAAUAGUUGGUACUAG
Molecule: messenger RNA, 1461 nt
Organism: Penicillium argentinense
Lineage: Eukaryota; Fungi; Ascomycota; Eurotiomycetes; Eurotiales; Aspergillaceae
Exons: 1
Coding region: 1-1461 (486 amino acids)
Source: RefSeq, a predicted model, not a curated record